Parascedosporium putredinis is the source of this 1281-nucleotide messenger RNA. NCBI's taxonomy places the organism in Eukaryota, Fungi, Ascomycota, Sordariomycetes, Microascales, Microascaceae. The record is from the annotation of a GenBank genome assembly.
AUGCUGGCAACUUACGCCGCGGAUGGCUAUGCACGCGUGAAGGGAAUGUCAGCUCUUAUCACCACUUUUGGUGUUGGUGAGCUCUCGGCCGUAAAUGGCAUUGCGGGUGCCUUCUCCGAGCAGAUUCCUGUGGUGGCAAAACUCAACAACCCGGUCGAUAUCGCGAACCAGAUCGAUUUUACGCUUCGUGAGUGCUGGAUCCGAAGCCGCCCUGUGUACAUCACGCUACCUACCGAUAUGGUUGAGGCCAAGGUAGAGGGUGAGAGGCUUCGAACGCCCAUUGAUCUCUCCGAGCCCACCAAUGAUUCUGAUCGAGAGAACUACGUUGUCAACGUGAUCCUUCGGACUUUAUAUGAUGCCAAGGACCCAAUCAUCCUUGUUGACGCUUGUUCCAUCCGCCACAGGGUUAUCCCACUGGUUAAGAAAUUGAUCGAGAAGACCCAGCUGCCUUACUUCAUGACCCCAAUGGGACUCUGUGAGGGAUCGAGUGGAAGCCUCGGAUUUGAUCCUUUUGUUGGUUCCCUAAAGAGCGACUUCAACACCGCCGGUUUCUCCUACCGCACCUCGCAGCUUAACACCAUCAAUCUCCACAGCACGUACUGCGCCGUCCGCUUCGCCGAGUACCCUGGGGUGCGCAUGAGUGGUGUCUUGAAGACCCUCAUCGAGAAGGUUGAUGUUUCGAAAGUCAACGUCACCCCGCCUUCCAACAAGAACGGCAUCAUUACCCACGCCGAAAAGUCCAGUAUCAUCACCCAUGACUACUUCUGGCCUAAGAUUGGAGAGUUUCUGAAAGAGCGCGAUGUCGUUAUCCUGUGGGGCAGCAUCGGGUGGUCCGUCGGCGCUUGCCAGGGUGCUGCCCUGGCGACGAAGGAUGCCAAAGAUGAUAGAAGAACCAUUCUAUUUGUCGGAGAUGGCUCUUUCCAACUUACGGCCCAGGAACUUAGCACGAUGAUUAGGCAUAACCUAACGCCUAUUAUUUUUGUCAUCUGCAACGAAGGUUUCACUAUCGAGCGGUACAUCCAUGGUAUGGAAGCAUCAUAUAACGACAUUGCCGCAUGGAAAUUCCAGGACUUGGUUACUGUCUUCGGCGGAACGGACAAGAAUACACGCAAGAUUCAAGUCAAGACCAGAACCGAGCUAGAGACGCUCCUCAAGGAGGAUGAAUUCAACGCAGCCAAGAAGUUGCAGUUCGUCGAGCUCUAUAUGCCCAAAGAGGACGCACCCACCGUCCUAGUGAAGACGGCGGAGGCAAGUGCCAAGGUUAACAAGAAGAGAACUUGA